CCCGGACAUCUACUGUCCUAUUAAAGUAUAAAAGUCAGGAAUAAGCUGUUUGGGAAAUUAGUUACAAGGCAGCAUCCGUCAGCAUCGCUCAGAUUUUCCGGCCAAAGAUCAGCGUAUCGAAGUCAAAUAUUGCAUAUUCAAUCAUGGCGAGCAUCGAAACAAGUCAAGUUUUACAGCGCCUAAUCAGCCUCAAAAUUGUUGAGACACCAAAGCAACCACAACGCGAUGUCGGAAAACGUGAAUGCUAUUCUGAGGAUGUUAAGAAGUCGCAUGUGCCUGCUACACCCUGUUCUGGAGCUGUCACAUUUUUAACGGAACUCAAAAAGCGACGAAAAAUUAAACUAAAUCGCGUCUACAACUAUGAGACGGACAAACAUUUUAUUAAGGCACGCAAAUCGCUUAAUUUUUAACAUAACUAAUAGUUUUGAUGUAAUCAGUAGCAAUAAUCACCUUUGAUUUUAAAUCAAAUAUAUUUUUCUGA
This is a messenger RNA of Drosophila virilis, 481 nucleotides long. RefSeq names its product Z600 (gene Z600). Lineage: Eukaryota; Metazoa; Arthropoda; Insecta; Diptera; Drosophilidae. The record is from RefSeq and is a predicted model, not a curated record.